AUGGGUAGCAGGAACAUUUUGGGGUACAGGCCAGCCGGGGCCAGGCUGCUUGGGAGGAAGUGCUGGGGAAAGGCAACAGCUUUGGACUCUGCUAUCUCAAACAACGCGCCCUCACUGCGUUCUGUAGCACCGCGGCCCGGCGGGGAUCGGCUCUGCGGCCAUCGGAGCGGACGAGGCGCUCUGCCCGCAGCCCCGGGCUGUUUGUGCCCGGCGUGCUCCAGCUCCCCGCUCCCGGCGCUGCCCGGGGCGGGGUCGCGGCCGGGCCCCGAGCACCGCGAGGCGGCGGCGGCGCAGCUGCUGCUGCUCGGGCUGAGCGCCGAGGCCGCCCUGGCGCUGCUGGAGCGGAGCCCGGCGCUGCUGCGGCUGCCCACGGAGCGGCUCCGGGAGCGCGCCGAGGAGCUGCGGCGCCUGGGGCUGGACGGAGGCCGGCUGCAGCGGGCCCUGAGCCGCUGUCCGCAGCUCCUCCACGUGCCCCGCAAGAGGCUGCAGGCGGCGGUGCGGCUGCUGCGGGAGCGCUGCCUGUUCACGGCGGAGCAGCUGCGGGAGGUGCUGGGGACCUGCCCCGCCGUCCUGCGGGAGGAGCCGCGCACCCUCCAUCAGCAGUUCCAGUACGCCUACUUCAGAAUGGGGGUCCAGCAGAAGGAGAUGGUGAAGGCUCGCCUCUUCCAAAUGCCCUUUGCCGAGCUCCGCAGUCGGCACAUCUUCCUGGAGCGCCGGGGGCUCUACGAGACCCCGCACAAAGGACAGACCCAAAUUAAUAACCCAAAACUGAAGGACAUCCUUCAGCUCCCGGAGGAAGACUUCUUGGCCAGCCUGGCCUACUCUACCCCAGAGGAGUUUGAGGUCUUCAAGAAGCUGCUGGCUCGAGAGGAGGAAGAGAAGGAGGAAGAGGAGGAUGUGGAUGCACUGUACACAGAGGAUGAUGAUGAUGAUUUGGACAGUGAUGAAAGUAGAACAGCCCGGGAAUGAGGUGAGGCUCCGAGGUGCCAGCCCUCCCCUGCUGCUGCACCCACACUGGGUGCUUUGGGCUCCCACCCCACACCAGCACAAGCUGGGGUGGGUGCAGGGCCCCAUGGUGCCAAUAAAUCCCAUCUGUCAAAUA
Messenger RNA from Passer montanus (Eurasian tree sparrow), 1102 nucleotides. RefSeq names its product mitochondrial transcription termination factor 4 (gene MTERF4). The transcript is spliced from 3 exons. Lineage: Eukaryota; Metazoa; Chordata; Aves; Passeriformes; Passeridae. The record is from RefSeq and is a predicted model, not a curated record. Gene Ontology annotation, molecular function: double-stranded DNA binding. Bases 1 to 969 code for a protein of 322 amino acids. Gene Ontology annotation, biological process: regulation of DNA-templated transcription.